AUGUCUCAGAGCAAACCUAUCCAACGUACUGAAGUCAGGAUUGGUCAUUCUCUGAAUGAAGGAGAGCAGGACCAUGUUUCUAGGAGGGGAGAGACUGUUCUGCAGUGCUUAAAGAGACAUGGUAUCAACUGCAGUCAGGAUACAAUGCCCAACAUUGCACUGCUGGGCUCUGGGGGAGGUGAGCGAGCCAUGCUGGGGUUACUGGGAUCACUGGUUCAACUAAAGAACUGUGAUCUCCUGGACAGCAUAAUGUACCUGAGUGGAGUCUCAGGAUCCACAUGGUGCAUGACAUCCUUAUAUAAAGAGUCAGACUGGUCCACCAAACUGGCCGCUGUGAAGGAGAAUAUCAUUAAAAGGCUUGAUGGGCCUGCAGUCAGCUGGUCAGAUGCUUGGAAAAAACUGAACAAAUACUAUGACCAGAAUGACAACUUCUCUCUGACAGACGUCUGGGCUGUAAUGUUUGUCACUAUGAUCAUGAAAGAGAUUGAUGAAAACACUAUAAGCGGUCAGAGAGAGAAUCACAGCAAAGACCCAUAUCCCGUCUACACUGUGAUUGACAAGCAGUGCAAAAAGAAGAAACGGGACCGAGAUGUCUGGUUUGAGGUUGCGCCUCAUGAAGCUGGCUACUCCCUCGCUGGUGCGUUUGUGGACUCAGCCUAUUUUGGGAGUCAGUUUGAAGAAGGGCGUUUAGUGAAAAAACAACCUGAGAUUGACAUGCUGUAUCUGCAAGGACUCUGUGGCAGUGCCCUCGCUAGUAAACAAGAGAUACAGAAAUGGUUAUGGGAACAUAUCAAAGUGGAAGAUGUGGACCCCUCUGUUCUGAGUGAAGAGGAGAGAAAUUAUAUGGAUGCUGGGCUGCUGGACAACUCUCCUUAUUUCCCAAUGCUGAGAAAAGAGAGACACAUCGAUCUCUUCAUCUCCCUUGAUUUCAGUUCUGGAGACCCCAUGGAGACUGUGGUUAAAGCUUCUGAAAUGUGCAGGGAAUUGAAGAUUCCGUUCCCUGAGGUAAAACCACCACCAAAGUCUUCUGAGCCAGAUGACUUCUAUUGUUUUGAGGGGAAGAACGGAGCUCCAACUGUGAUCCACAUUCCCCUUUUCAACAAAGUCAACUGUGAUGGUCAUAUUAAGGAGUGGGAGACAGAAUAUACAACCUUUCAGGGGCCCUACAGUGGUGACAUGAUCAUCAAGCUGAUUGAGAAAGCAGGCGAGAAUGUGAUAAACAACAAGGGAAAACUCAUGAGAGUGAUACGGUCUGUCACUGAGGAAAAGGGUAAAACACAAUAG
Messenger RNA from Neoarius graeffei (lesser salmon catfish), 1284 nucleotides. RefSeq names its product cytosolic phospholipase A2 gamma-like. The transcript has 10 exons. Gene Ontology annotation, biological process: glycerophospholipid catabolic process. The coding region runs from base 1 to 1284 and encodes 427 amino acids. The record is from RefSeq and is a predicted model, not a curated record. Gene Ontology annotation, molecular function: calcium-dependent phospholipid binding; calcium ion binding. NCBI's taxonomy places the organism in Eukaryota, Metazoa, Chordata, Actinopteri, Siluriformes, Ariidae. Gene Ontology annotation, cellular component: cytosol; nucleoplasm; nuclear envelope.